CGCACCAGCCCCCACGGCGCACAAAGCGACGGCACCGCGAUGCUAGGCGUCGAGCCCUCGCCACGCUAGCGACCGCGACUGCUGCCACCUCAGCCGAGACAAAAUAUGUGAUAGCAGUGCAUGUGACAACGUAACUGUAGUGUUUCUUUUCACAAUACUUAACUUCCGCUAACAUGUACAAGACGGUGCGGCAUGGCGAGAACAGCCUGCAGUACACCAUUCUGCCGCAAACUGAGGAAGUUCUCAACAACAGCGGUCUUAAAGGCAAAGGCCGUGAUUAUAGCCCCUCGAUCCAUGUUCGACACUCUCGGAAAAGAUCGUCAGUGAAAUAUAUUCUGCUUGUGAUAUUUGGUAUAAUAGUAGCGUUGGCAUUGGCAUCUAUUCCACUUUAUGUUAUGAAUGGAGCCUUGUAUGCUCGCAAGAGCCAACAGAACGUGAUUACGUCUUCGCCUCAUACGCCAGGCGGAAGGGAAAUAGUGAAGUCGCGCAAAAAGGACCUUAAGGAGAUAUCGCCAGAACUGCUUUCAACACUAAUGUCAAAACUUGAAUCGACGUCGGCUACUGUAUCUCCUACCACUGUAACCACGACAGUUGCCACAACUGUAGUUAGUGAAAGAGCAACGACGCCUCCAUGGACUAUGCCCGCUCUAAGGUCAUGGAAAAGCUCGACAUCAUCUACAACAAUUCCUCCUAUUCCGACUGAAGAUAACGAGGAGAUUCCCCUUAUAGGCACUCCCUCUGGUAGCAUUCGUCGUCUCGAUCAGUACAUGUCGAACAAACCAUGGGGGACAAAUAGUAAUAAUGUAAUACCACUAAAACCUACUGUAACGCCUGAACCAACAGUGCGGAAUAUGUAUAGAUACUACUCUCGAUCAUUCGUUCCGUCAGUUAAAACACCAACUGAUCCUCCAAAAGUGUUUGAGGAUGUGCUCAUUACUACGAAAGGUACUACGACGGUUCCCUUUGUGACGACAGAGAUCACUACCACCAGUGACAACGCGAGAAUGAGUGGAUGGAAGGAUACUCUGCUAUCGUUUGAUGACGACGAGACUUUUAAGUCACUGGAAGCGGAUGAGGUAUUCUCCCUUCCGCCGCUGAAGCCGGACACCGCAGCCGACGGCGACGAAGUGACGGUGUCCAAAGCGGGCGACGGUACGUGGUACGGGGCACGGUGGCCUUUCGUGGACACGUCAUCAUACUUUCAAUGGACGGGCUACUCCCCCGGCGACAACCUGCUGCUCCCGCUUCUAGUCGCGGCGCUUUCAUCAAUAGCACUAGUCUUGUUGCUGGCACUAGCCGUGCGCAAAAGGAAGCGCAGCCUCACCGCCUCAGCGAUUGGGCUGACAUCGGACCUGCAGGCAGACGACAACACGAAUCUGCUCACGGCUGAAAACCCAGAGGAUGCCGAGGAGUGAGCUCCGAGUCACCGCGCUUCAAGCUUCUUCGAUCCAUCCUAGAAUGCUUCUGUACAUAUCGUGGGUAAGCACACGAGGGGCUACCGCAAAGAUCGAAAUUUAAAAACAGUAUUGAGCCUCUAGCUUAUACGAGUGAUAGAGGCAAAUAGAUGAACGAACUAAAUGGUUAGCGGUUAUAGCCCAGGGUAUCUGCACUCAACUUCAAGAUUUUUAUGUAGGUAGGAACAUGGAGGACCCAAUGACCCAAAUUAUACAAAAUAUGUCAAAGAUGUUGUCGUACAGCUAAAUAGGGAGCGUGCAUAAACUGUAGGGGGCAGCACAGGGAAGUCAGAUUAUUGGGGCGAGGUGUAAGUGUGAAGUUUAUGCUUCCAAUGUGACCCACAAGAUGGCAGGACCUAUUAUGCACAAGAAAACGUACGAAAACGGUAGAUGACAGCACUUGCUUCCCUAUUGUAAGUGACAUAUAUACUCUGGCCGAGUGCAGUAUCUGUGACGUAUCCAUACAACAGAUGCACACGUAAUAUUAACUACUGUAUAUCAUCUGUGGCACGGCGCAGCUUGCAAGCAAUGUUUCGGAAUUGGAAGUAUGAGGAGAGAUUGUUAAGUCAUAUAAUCAUGCACGGUUGGUAAUCGGACGCAGAAAGGCUGAAACAUUAUUUCAACACCCGCCUCUUCUAUGUUAACACACAGCCAUAGUUAAUGAAAUAGGAAUGUAAGCUGUCCUCGAUUGUACACGAGGCAUUCACGCACCUUGUAAUAAUUUAGCUGCCAUAGAUUUCUUAGAGGAGUAUCCUCUGACGUACAUAACGGUCAUAUUUAAACUUUCAGUGCCUAUUGUUUGUAUAUAAAAUGUACCUACGUUUGGAGGUCUCCGUGCCGGCCGAGGACUUCAUAUUCAGAGAUACGAUAUAAUAUGUAAGUAUAUUUUGUAUUCACAUUAGAUAUUGGACUGUAAAUUAGGUACGCGUCAAAUGCCAAAGUCGCUAACUUAUUUUUUUUACAAAAUAUAAUCUAUAAAUAUUUAUUGAAUGUCAUUUGCCAUCCUAUUAAGAAGUAUUAUUACUAGAUAUAGUAGAAUGAAUACUGAUGAGCUUGCUAGUAACUUUAUUGUACGGGGCUUAUCACAAUUUGUUUGAUUCAUUUAAGAUACCUUCUCUAGUAGCUUAUUUCGUUCCCCUAUAAUAGUGUUUAUAGGACCUAUUUUAGGAGUUAGUAAUUCUCAAUUAUUAUUAAAUGGCUAGGAAGUUUUGGAUUUAUCGGCAUUGAUUAACUUUUGAUUUAAACAAAUUAUAAUGGAUGCUGCCUACUAAUAUUUAACUAAUACAAUUAAGGAACAAAACUACACCCAAUCACCUAAUAUCUAAAGAUUUCCACUCUUGAGCGUAGUACAACUAUUUAUAGGUAAACUAUGUAUAUAACUAUCACACGCACCUAUUCAGUAUUCAACAAAUAUAUGGAAAAUGCAUACAUUCAUAUUGCAUUUACUAUGUAUAUCAUAUCUCUGAAGGUUCGAUUGUAUGACUUGUCAGUAUUAAAAGAACUCUGUGGUAUUACCUUGACGCUAAACAUGCAAUACUUAUUUAUUGGGUACACUAUAUAAAAACUCCGAAAAGUAUUUAUUCUGGAAGCAUCAUUGAGAAAACCAUUUAUUAUAGAAUAAUGUUAAACCCUCUUAUAUUUUCUGCUAAAUUAUCCAUGACAAUAUUUCCCAUUAGCAAAGUGGUUUUUGGAAUCAGAGAGGCAUACUUUAGGAGAAAAGACUUUUCGGAUUUUUUGAGUGUUUCCCUAUAUAUUUUAAUGUAGUCGGAUGGUAGAAUAAGGCGAAAAUAUCAAUCUUGGUGUACCUAAUAAUAUUGUACCGUUUAAACGUCAACUUUAUUAUAUUGAUUUUUCCAACUCUAUUAUUCUCCAAUAAAAUUAUUUUAAAUAUAGACAUAAGACUGAUAUAGGAUUGCGUUUACAUUAUUUUGAUGUUAUUAGAUAUUAGUGAUUCGUUGAAAAAUAUUUUUUAUAACGGCACUAUUUGUUUCAGUUGUUUUUUCAGCAAUGCGUUUUUCGUGUGCUAUUUAAUGUAAAUCUAUUUACAUGUAUGUACUUCAGUGUUAGAAUAUGGGUGUAAGAUCGAGGGGAGACGAGGGGAUUGUGUAGGAUUUAAUAUUUAGAUAUUCAAAUGUGAUACCUGUGUAGUAUCCGACACAAUGUGAUUCCCCUGUAGACGGAACAGUCCAUCGGUCAAGACAAAGGUCCUGUUCAAAACUUUAAACAUAACUCGUUUUAUUGAGAUAACCCAAUAUCAUGAAAUGUGUCAAUAGCAUAUUCAGUAACAAACUCCGCAAUAUCACCAGUUAACACUGAAGGUCUUGAAUAGGGCCCCCGUCUUUUCCUAAAGUAGCCUUAAGUUGUAUAACAUUCUGAAUUUAAUGUAAUGCCAUGGAUCACUAUAUCAAUCAUGCUAGCAAACAUUAUAUCUUGCAAAUGAUCGCACACAAAUGUAUCAAUAGUUGUUAAGUUCAAUUAGCUUUUGUGACGACAUUGUGUUCUGUGAUGCCAUGAGCGUAACUUUUAUAUACGCCGUUGUUUUUACACCCACCAUGUACAUAAGUAAUGAAAUAAACUGUGUUUUCCCACCUCAAAA
Molecule: messenger RNA, 4050 nt
Organism: Cydia pomonella (codling moth)
Lineage: Eukaryota; Metazoa; Arthropoda; Insecta; Lepidoptera; Tortricidae
Product: mucin-2
Exons: 3
Coding region: 174-1415 (413 amino acids)
Source: RefSeq, a predicted model, not a curated record